GGCUGGAGAAGGACCGGGAGGAUGACCGGCCUGCUGGAGAGGGAGCGUUAGUGGGGCCCGGACAGGAUCGGGAAGCGUCCGAGAGACGGAUUGCAAGGCAGCAGCGAGCAUCGGUGCUGAUGGAGGGUGGCAGUGGGAAAGGAAGACGCUGAACAUCGAGGCCGAAGCCAGAGAGACGAAGGGUAGCCCAGAGGGGACGGGAGAACUUUGGGGACCACGGUGCCCCAGGACAGUGUCAGGGAGCGAGGACUGAAGGACUCCGGCUGCCGCCUUCCUGCGCACCGUGGGCCCGGGGACGUGCUGGGUCCAGCAGAGUUCUGACGUUCCUGUUCCUCAGACAAUGGAUGAACAGUCACAAGGGAUGCAAGGGCCACCUGUUCCUCAGUUCCAGCCACAGAAGGCCUUACGACCGGAUAUGGGCUAUAAUACAUUAGCCAACUUCCGAAUAGAAAAGAAAAUUGGUCGCGGGCAAUUUAGUGAAGUUUAUAGAGCGGCCUGUCUCUUGGAUGGAGUACCAGUAGCUUUAAAAAAAGUGCAGAUAUUUGAUUUAAUGGAUGCCAAAGCCCGUGCUGAUUGUAUCAAAGAAAUAGAUCUCCUUAAGCAAUUGAACCAUCCAAAUGUAAUUAAAUAUUAUGCAUCAUUCAUUGAAGAUAAUGAACUAAACAUAGUUUUGGAAUUAGCAGAUGCUGGUGAUCUCUCCAGAAUGAUAAAGCACUUUAAGAAGCAGAAGAGGCUAAUUCCUGAGAGAACCGUUUGGAAGUACUUCGUCCAGCUCUGCAGCGCCUUGGAACACAUGCACUCUCGGCGGGUCAUGCACAGAGAUAUAAAACCCGCUAAUGUGUUCAUUACAGCCACUGGGGUGGUCAAGCUUGGAGACCUUGGACUCGGCCGGUUCUUCAGCUCCAAAACCACAGCUGCACAUUCUCUAGUGGGUACGCCUUAUUACAUGUCUCCAGAGAGAAUACAUGAAAAUGGGUACAACUUCAAAUCUGACAUCUGGUCUCUUGGCUGUCUACUGUAUGAGUGUAAAAUACUUGAUGAAAUCACCUUUAAAGUGACCAGUAACUAUAUCAGUUUCAUUGGGAGCGUUUUACAGAUGGCUGCGUUGCAGAGUCCUUUCUACGGUGACAAAAUGAAUUUGUACUCGCUGUGUAAGAAGAUAGAGCAGUGUGACUACCCGCCUCUUCCUUCAGAUCACUACUCAGAGGAACUGCGACAGCUGGUCAACAUGUGCAUCAACCCAGACCCAGAGAAGCGGCCGGACGUCACCUACGUGUAUGACGUCGCCAAGAGGAUGCAUGCGAGCUCCGCCAGCAACUGAGCGUGGAGACCGUCACCAAGAGCGUAACCGAAAUAAUUUAAAGUAUUUUUGUGCAAAUCAUACCUCCCUGUUUUGGUCUGGGUGUUAAGAUUAGUGUUUCAGAGCUCAUGUGCUUUGGAUCCUUAACCAGUUUUCAUAUAAGCUUCAUUUUGUACCAAUUUAAGUCACCUUCUUGCAAAGCCCCAAGCGACUUUGUAACAAUCAAAUUGUGUGUUAGGAGAGUAAAUGGAACAUGAUGGGUUUUUAUUGGCUGAAGAUUUUUAGAAUUAUGGAGCGUUUUCUGGGGCUAAACUGCAUUCAGACCGACUCUCAGUGCCAAACACUGAAGGCGCAGCUUGGCACUCAGCAGCGACGCCCCCCUCAGCCUGAGCAAAAGUGUCUGAACCUGUGACGGCUUUCCAGUGGCGUGCGGACAUUCGAGAAGGAACAGAGUUGGGCACUUCUGUGAUUGUUUUAUUUUUAAAGGUUUGAAGUAUGUGUUUUAGUUCUUAGCAUUGUAGCUUUCAAAUAUAAUUCUUAAGAUAAAUGUCAACAUAGACUAUUUGAGAAACAUUUAAAACUCUUAGCUUAUACAUUCAAAAUGCAACUAUUAAAUGUGAAAAGAUUUGGGGACACAAUGUGAGUCAGACACUGAAGAGUUUUCCGCUUUAUUUUGUUUUCUUUUCAUAUCUUUGAUAUUCUCUUUGCAUUAAAAUGGUAUAAAUGAAUCCAUUUAAAAAGUGGUUAAGGAUUUGUUUGGCUGGUGUGAUAGUAAUUUUGAAGGUUGCACGUUGCCCAAAGCUUUUUUUGUGUUUUCAUUAUUGUUUGUACAUUUGAAAAAUAGUCUUUAAAUAAUCUUGCAGUACUAUAUUUCAAUUUCUUUAUGAAUUUAAAUGCUCUACUCAUAAUUAUACACUAGAGUGUAAGCAUAUAUUUUUAUUCAUAGAUUUUAUCGAAGUUCUGAUUGGUGCCCUUCAGAAAUUUUUUUAUAUUCUUCAAGUUGCUUUCUUAUUUAUAUUCUCUGUGUGUUUUAUCCAUGAAUGUUUUGGGUUUUCUGACAACAUAAUACCCUGAAAAAGUAUUGGGUAUGCCAGCACUCUUCCUGGAUUGAAAACCUUUUCUUAAACUGUGUGAAAUCCGGGCGCCCCGUGUACAUGUGCUGUGUCUUGUUGGAGAGGAAGACAGGAUGUGUGUUGUGCUGUGCUUGUGAAUGUUGAGACAGUUUCAAUUCAGUUGACCAGGUUGUAAUUUUAGAAUAUGUUUAAGAAAAUGAAAACUGGCCAUUACCACAGCCAGAAUUUGUAUGAGAUUAACAUUUCUGUUGAGGAGUUUUAAGCAAAGUCCUGCAUUCGUGCAUGAAGAUGACAGAGAUGGUGACGCUUCAUUUAGUGUGAGGAAGCGGGCAGAGUUCAGUAAAUGCCAUUGUGGGGGUGUUUUCCUGGACGCCCCGUGCUCAUGGUGACCAGUUCCUCACAGUGGCAGUCAUCAUUAAAGGACGCCAUGCCACCGCAGGACCCCGGGAUCCAUAACCUGCCAACGUGAAGACCUCACCUUCAGAGAACACCUACCUUUAGCUGAUAUUACUGCUGGCUUUGUUUUUCAUGUAAGUACUUUUCUUACAAUCAUUUGAAAUGCGUUCAAGUCAUUUGUUAACUUUAAAAAUGUGUGAAGGGCAAGAGUAUAAGCUCUGCCUUUUCCCGGAUUUAGUCAGCGAUGGUCUGUUAAUGGGCUAUGGUAUCUGAAGGGUAAUGGAUCUUGGGCGAGGCAAGGCAAGUGUGGCCGGCCCUUCUCCUGAGGGCCGGACGCGCCGUUUUCCCAGACCCAGCAUGUCCGCCGCGCACCUGAGCGUCCGUAGGUUUGUCUCCGGAUCCAGGAGGGGAAUGGCUUUUGUUGCCCGUCAGUGUCACAUUCAUUUUAGUGUCAGGAACUGGACUGAGAUGAAAUGUUCUCCAGUUGGAACCAAUACUCUUUUUCUUGCAAUCUUUAAAAAUACAUGGAUCUAAAAUUUGUUAGCUUAACCCCUUGUGGUGACCUGUAAGCAAAGGUUCACCUUUUCUUGUCAGUGACUCUUACCUGCUACAAGGAAAUAGCUGGGAAGAAUUUAAUGAUCAGGGAAAUCCAUUAUGAUUUUCAACAUGUGGAAACUUUUGGUUUGGGCUAGUGUAUCUUUUUUGAUCUAAGUGUUCAUAUUGUCCCUGAAGAAACCACUGUGUCAAAAGCAAAUUUUAAUUUUGAAUGGGAUCAUUUCAAAGAAUUAUGAAGAUGAUGAGAAGUUUUAAUUUUUAUAAUCACCUAUAAAAUGUUCCCUUUAUAUUUCUGUUUAUAAGUACAUUUUGUAUUGAUUAAGUAAAACAUUUGCAUGGAUUUAAGGAACAAUAAAAUGAAAGGUACAUCUGAUGCUAAACCUUACUGAGACGUUGGUGCCCGUUCCCCAGCGCAGAGUGUGGGGUGACUGAUUCGUAGGCUGAGGUUUAGGAAUGGUGGGUGAAGGGUAACCCUGUAUAAAUAAAGUGCUCAACAGUGUGCAAUGAUUGUAAAUUUACUAAGACAUUACAGCCAUCUCAUGAAUGCUGUACCGGUCUCCAUAGUUACCUGUUACAAAACACCUUUCUUGCAUCAAUAUACUUCAGGUGUUGCUGUUAACAUUUACAUGAUAUUUAUUUUAACCAAAAUGUUACUCAUAUUAAAUGUUUGUUUUUCUUUAAAAUGAAUGUAUUAUGUGUAUAACCCACAAAUGCAUAAUUAUCCUAUGCCUUAUAUUUCAAUAGUACUGUAAUAUGGACUUCUUUUGUGAAAUACUCUUAUUUUGUUAUGCUUCAGAUACACAUACUAAAAGUACUCUGAUGUUAGCUUUGAAAAUUGUAUAAUAUCCUAAUAUAAAUAAAAAUAUAAAAUUAAAAAAUGAGUACAAUAAAAUUGUUACGUAUCUGUGA
Messenger RNA from Hipposideros armiger (great roundleaf bat), 4233 nucleotides. RefSeq names its product NIMA related kinase 7 (gene NEK7). Gene Ontology annotation, biological process: peptidyl-serine phosphorylation. Gene Ontology annotation, cellular component: nucleus. The record is from RefSeq and is a predicted model, not a curated record. The coding region runs from base 341 to 1321 and encodes 326 amino acids. Gene Ontology annotation, molecular function: protein serine/threonine kinase activity; ATP binding. Lineage: Eukaryota; Metazoa; Chordata; Mammalia; Chiroptera; Hipposideridae. The transcript has 10 exons.